Messenger RNA from Varanus komodoensis (Komodo dragon), 1701 nucleotides. RefSeq names its product vomeronasal type-2 receptor 26-like. NCBI's taxonomy places the organism in Eukaryota, Metazoa, Chordata, Lepidosauria, Squamata, Varanidae. The coding region runs from base 1 to 1701 and encodes 566 amino acids. The record is from RefSeq and is a predicted model, not a curated record. Gene Ontology annotation, biological process: G protein-coupled receptor signaling pathway. Gene Ontology annotation, molecular function: G protein-coupled receptor activity. The transcript has 5 exons. Gene Ontology annotation, cellular component: membrane.
AUGGUCCCUAAACACUACCAGCAUGUCCUCACCUUUCUUUUUGCCAUUUGGGAGAUCAACAAGGAUGCUGAACUGUUACCCAACACCACACUGAAAUCAGAGAUCAGUGAAAAUGCUUUUAGUUCAGAGCAAGCCAGUUCAAAUGCCAUAAAUCUUCUCUUUCCACUACAAGAGAAUUCCCCCAACUACAACUGUGUCAGGAAGGAGAAAGUGAUGGCUGUCAUUGGGGGGCUCACCUCGGAAACAUCAAUUGGGAUGGCCAAUGUGUUCAGCACCUAUAAGAUGCCUCAGUAUAGACUUUAUGUGCCAAGGCAGAAGAACUGCACCGGGGAAGAGAAGCUGGCGAGCCUCCCUGGGUCUGUGUUUGAAAUGACAAUGUCUGGCCAGAGCUACAAUAUCUACAAUGCUGUCCAUGCCGUGGCACAUGCUCUGCAUGUCAUGGAUUUGCUUCAGUCUUUUCUGAGAAGCAUCCGUUUUAAUAAUAGUGCUGGGGAAGAAGUAUAUUUUGAUGACAAGGGGGACCUGACAAGUGGAUACGAUCUCAUCAACCUGGUCACCUUCCCCAAUGAAUCAUUCCAGAGAGUCCGAGUGGGAAGGGUGGGCCCUGGAGCAAUUCCAGAGAACGAGUUCACCAUCAACAGAAGUGCUAUUGUGUGGAAUCACAAGUUUAACCAGGAGCUGCCCCGUUCCACCUGUGUGGAGAGCUGCCACCCUGGACAGAGCAUGUUCGUCCAGCAGGGGAAGCAAGUGUGUUGCUACGAUUGCAUUGAGUGUGCCCAAGGGAGGAUUUCAGCUCAAAUUGAUGCAGACCAAUGUGAGAAGUGCCCAGAAGAUCAGUAUCCAAACAAGGAGCGAGGCCAAUGUAUUCCCAAGGAGAUAAGCUACCUGUCCUUUGAGGAGCCCUUGGGAGUUGCUCUGGCCUCCCUGGCUCUUGUCCUUUCUGCAGUCACAGCUGUAGUGAUGGGGAGCUUCAGCCUGCACUGGGACACCCCCAUCGUCAAGGCCAACAACUGGAGCAUCACAUGCGCCCUGCUCUGCUCCCUUCUGCUCUGCUUUCUCUGCUCCUUCCUAUUCAUUGGGUGGCCUGGGAAGGUGACCUGCCUUCUGAGGCAAACCAUGUUUGGCAUCAUAUUCUCCGUGGCGGUCACUUGUGUGUUGGCAAAGACCAUUACGGUGGUACUGGCCUUCAUGGCCACUAAGCCUGGAAACAGCAUGAGGAAAUGGGUGGGGAGGAGACUGGCAGUAUCAGUGAUAUGUUUAUGUUGUCUCAUUCAAAUUGUCAUCUGUGCUGUGUGGCUGGCAACUUCUCCCCCCUUCUCAGAGUUUGACAGGCACUCCCAGGUCAGUGAGAUCAUUGUUCAGUGCAAUGAAGGCUCAGCCCUCAUGUUCUACCUAGUCCUGGGUUACAUGGGGCUUCUGGCAACCAUCAGCUUCAUGGUGGCCUUCCUUGCCAGGAGGUUGCCCGACACCUUCAAUGAAGCCAAACUGAUCACCUUCAGCAUGUUGAUCUUCUGCAGCGUGUGGGUAUCCUUCGUACCCACCUACCUGAGCACAAAGGGGAAGUACAUGGUGGCUGUGGAGGUCUUCUCCAUCCUGGCCUCUGGUGCUAGCUUACUGGGCUGCAUCUUUCUGCCCAAGUUGUACAUUAUUAUGCUGAGGCCUGAGCUGAACACCAGGGAGCAGUUAGCUAGGAGAAACUAG